Empidonax traillii (willow flycatcher) is the source of this 2602-nucleotide messenger RNA. It is a transcript of the gene FASTKD5, whose product is annotated as FAST kinase domains 5. Lineage: Eukaryota; Metazoa; Chordata; Aves; Passeriformes; Tyrannidae. Gene Ontology annotation, biological process: regulation of mitochondrial mRNA stability; mitochondrial RNA processing. The record is from RefSeq and is a predicted model, not a curated record. Gene Ontology annotation, molecular function: RNA binding. The transcript has a single exon. Bases 37 to 2457 code for a protein of 806 amino acids. Gene Ontology annotation, cellular component: ribonucleoprotein granule; mitochondrial matrix.
CUGGAAGCAGUUCAGAGCCCAGUAAAGUUGUGAUCCAUGGCUACAGUGCUCAUGUGCCGAAGAAUUCCCAGGCUGAGCAGGGCAGCAGCGCUUUCGACCACAGCCAAGCGCGGGGCCGAGCAUGGGAGCAGCAAAAGCGAGCAGGAAGAGAAGGAUAACCCAGGAACAGCCAGCACUGGGAGCGAACCCGUGGCUACAAUCCAGCUGCUGAACCCCCUGGACUACAGAGUGUUGUACAAUCCAUCUGCCUAUGCCAGAGGCAGAGCUGGCUCCCAGCAGCACCUGGAUAGGGACAGCGGCCAGGCCCUCGGUGACACGCUCACCAGCCCUAGCGCUGCACAGGCUCCACAGGCGUUCCCUGCUGCCUCUUCCCGAACUUUGCCACCCCUCAGGAGAGCCCCGUCCAAGUCCAAGUCCAACACACUCCUCCAGCAGACCAUCCUGGCGGCGCUGUCCGAGGCGGAGAAGGAGAAGUGGGAGGUGCACGACUCCAAGGAGGACCCGCGGGUGUUUCAGAAGGGGAGGCCUGAGUACAGAUCCCUGAGCUGUGACAGCUCUGAGCCAGCACAGCCCCUCCCUGCAGAGGAAGGUGACUCCAUUUUGGAUAGUGUGGCUGCGUGUGAGGGCAGCCCAGGAUCCAUCACGGAUCGCUUCCAGAGGCUGAGCCGUUUGCCGGUGGAGCGGCGCGCGGGGCUGGCAUCCGAGCCUGGGUUUGAUGCCCUGUGUCACUGUGCUGUCCAAGCCAUCGGGCUCUUCAGCACUCCAGAUCUCAUCCAAGUUCUAAAGUCCUGUGUCCUGCUGGCUGUCCCACCCGCCCACCCUCUGCUGGACGCGUGCGAGGGCGAGUUCUGCCGGCGGGCGUGGGACAUGGAGCUGGAGCAGCUGCUGCUGGUGGCGGAUUGCUGGCGCUGCCUGGAGCGCAGCGUGCCCUCCUACCUCGGCAUCCUCUUCAGCUUUGCCAACCUGCACUGGAAGGACCUCACCCUACCCCAGUUUGUGCAGCUCGUUUACAUCAUCGGCGAGGGCCGGCGGGCGCCCGCGGACCUGGCGCAGAAGGUGGAGAGCACGAUCCUGAAGUACCUGGACUCCUUCACCCUGGAGGAGCUGGGAGCCAUCUGCCUGGGGCUCUUCAAGUCCGUCAGCGGCAUCUCCGACCACGUCAUGAGGAGGAUUGCAGACAGGGUGUCCCUGCAGAUGGAGGACAUGAGCACCUACGCCCUGGUGAACGUGCUCAAGAUGCUCCGCUACACCCGCAUGGACCACCUGCCCCUCCUGAAGGAGCUCGGGAAGGUGAUUCCCGAGCGGAUUCCUACCGUGAACAUCCAGGGCAUCAUGCACAUCACUCUUACCUAUUCAUCCCUGCACUACUUUGACGAGGGUGCUUUGGCUGCCGUGGCCGCGUCGCUGCCUCCCAGGGUGUCCUACUGCCGGAGCAAAGACGCCGCCAAGUUCCUGUGGUCGUUUGGGUGCCUGGACUAUGAGCCUCCCAACGAGGAGGAGUUCUACUCCAGCCUGAUAAAGCAGAUCCAUAGGAAACUCCACGAAUUUAAGAAGUUUCCAGAGCACCUCCUCACUGCUCUGCUCGGCCUGGCCUUUGUCAAACGCUUCCCAGAGGAGCUGAUAGACUAUGCCCUGAGGGAGGAUUUCAUCCAGAAAACACGGGACAGCAAAUAUGAGCUCAGCAAGGACCUGUUCACCCUUGGGAAGAGCGUUGAAAUCGAGUGCCCCACCUACCGAGGCAACCGCCUCCCGCCUCAGCUCUGCCAGGAGUUCACCCAGAUGGCUUUGAGCUUUGCAGAGCAGGAGAUCUACGUUAGGCCCGAAAUCGUGGAGGCCACGUCCCUCCUGGAGAGCAUGUUGGGGGGCCCCGAGUACGUCAGGAACCACAUGAUCUUGCCACACACGAGGUCCAGCGACCUGGAGGUGCGUUUGGCCACGGACGGGCAUCCCGUCCCCUUCAACUUCAAGGGUCCUGUGGCAGCCAGCAAGCUCAAAGACAUCGGGGUCAGUCUGACAGAUGACUUGAUGGCUCAGCUCAUCAAGGGCAGAGCUCGUGGCCCGUCUCCCGUGGACGUGGAAAAUGAAGGCAGGACUGCCAGGCAGGAGAGAGGGGAUGAAGCGGGAAUGCCGCGCUCGGACGGGGCUCUCACUGCAGGGGCCAAAUCACCAGCUGAGCCUCAAGCAGGGCGCUGUCCCGGGGUCCCCCCAUCCCUCCCUCAGCCUGGGGAGGUGAGGCUGGCUCUGCAGGUGUCCAACAGGAACCACUACUGCUACAGCUCCAAGCGGCUCCUGGGGCUGCACUGCCUGAAGCGGCGGCAGCUGCGGCGCCUGGGCUACGUGGUGGUGGAGCUGCCCUUCUGGGAGUGGUUCCCUCUGCUGCGGCGCUCGCGCUCCGAGAAGCUCAGCUACCUCCACUACAAAGUGUUCAACCCGGCGCUGCUCAGCAGGGCUGCCUAGGGUUGGGGGGGGAGUGGGGGUGUGGGGCUGGCUCAGAGCCUCCCCAGUGCCUGCCUGCUGCUGGUUACUGGUUAAACUGGUCUCUGAGUGAUGGGUCAGCCUUUGGCAGGUGCUCUGGGCCUCGCUGCGUGGCCAGUUCUGCGCU